AGAAAAUGAAAAACUACGGCUGCAAAAUAAUGUCAGAAUGGAAAGUUUCAUCAAUCAGUUCAAAGAUGCAAAAAAAUUGGAAAAUGUUGACAGAUAUCACUUGCCAUCUGAUCUAAAAGAAGUAAUUUUAUUUUUAUAUUUUUAGGAUGCAAAAAAACCUCAGCAAGAAGAGCCGGAACAGGCUGGAAUGGCUGGCAAUAAUAUGAUUUGGGAAGAAGAUCAUAUUAAGUCUGCCACUUAUAAAUUUGGUUCCAAAGACCUCGUCGAAAUGAAAGAAAAAAAAUUGAUGGAAGAAAUUUUAAUCGAAGAUGAAAUUGAGUUUGUUAAAAAUAUUGAAAUGCCCGGGACCGAAACCGCCCCAAAGGUUCAAGUUCCUUCCGAAGAAAAGACGUUGGACGAAGUCAGAAAGUCACUUCCAGUUUAUGGCUUCCGUGAAGGCAUUCUACGUGCCAUUGACGAAUAUCAAGUGCUUAUAAUCGAAGGGGAAACUGGUUCUGGCAAAACGACUCAGAUUCCGCAAUAUCUCUAUGAAUCCGUAUUAAUAUAUUUCUAUUUCUAAGGGAUAUUGCAAAAAUGGUAAGCGAAUUGGAAUCACUCAACCAAGGAGGGUGGCAGCAAUGUCAGUGGCUGCUAGAGUUUCCAAAGAAAUGGGAUGUAAAUUAG
This is a messenger RNA of Octopus sinensis (East Asian common octopus), 663 nucleotides long. RefSeq names its product probable pre-mRNA-splicing factor ATP-dependent RNA helicase mog-4. Bases 188 to 559 code for a protein of 123 amino acids. The transcript has 2 exons. The record is from RefSeq and is a predicted model, not a curated record. Lineage: Eukaryota; Metazoa; Mollusca; Cephalopoda; Octopoda; Octopodidae. Gene Ontology annotation, cellular component: intracellular anatomical structure. Gene Ontology annotation, molecular function: RNA binding.